CUCCAUGGACUCCUCGCUGUAGCUUCCUUACUCAACCUCUCCACGCUGCUGGAACACAACCAACCCUCCCUCGCCAUCGUAAGAAAUGUGUUAUUUCAGAAGAUAUACCGGUCAACUUUUCAAAAGCAAGAUUUUUGACAUGCCUGCAUUCAUCCGAAAGUGACUUCUACAGAUUAAACUAUCAUGAGUGACAUAUUCAAUGUCACUUUGAUUUCCCAAGGUGGAGGAGAAAGACAUGAAGACUAGGGAAUGUUAAUGGGAUGACUUUUAUAUAAGAAGGCCUGCAAAUAAAAACCUGGGAACUAUACAUCAGUAGGCUGAACAUCUGUGAUAGAAUCACCGGCGCAGAGAUGAAAUAAUUGAUGGGCCAGUUUUGUCUGAAGUAAAUUCAGAAGAUAUGAUUCUUUUGAGAUUUGUAAAAUCUACCGUUUGAAGAAAAAGCAUCUGACAAACAUCUGCAGCAUUCGUGUUCCUCAAAACUGAAUUCUGUCAAAUUUUGUCCAUUCAUGAAGCAACAACUCAUUGAUUCAAAAUUUACCAGGAAUUGUAGAAAUUAAGUAUGCCUACAGGAAAUCGUUCGCGUAAAAACAAACGACUUGUAGCACAAAAGGCUGCACAAGUUUCAUUGGCACCUUUGACUGUGAAUAAAAAUGCGAAAAAACAGCUUUGGGCAGAGUUCAAAUGCAAACUUGAAAAUUCAAAAGUAGUUCUGACCAGAUUAGAUGUGAAAAAGAUAUCUUCAGAUUUACUUGUACAUCAAAGCAAAACAUCACGACAUAGUUGCCAAACUGCAAGAAAAUCCUUCAGGAAAAAAAGUGCAGCUCGAGUGGACAGUGAAGUAUCUUUAAAAGAAGCUUUUGUGCAGAAUUCAUUAGACAAGCCAUCUAAAACUUCUGAGGGGACAGAAAAUGCCAUAUUAGUAAAGGUUUUGCGUUUCAAAUGUGGGAAAUGUAAAAAUAGUGCUAAAUACAACCCAAAGCAAUUAUUGAAACAUUACCAGGAAUUUCACGCCGCAGAUUUGCAUGAAUUGUGCGAUUUUACUGCUAAUGAUUUUCAGAUGCUGAGCCCACACCGACUGAAACAUCUUACCCCUCUUUUCAAAUGUGAAGUUUGCGCUGAUGGGAAAAUGUAUACUCGGCAAGAGUUGCGAAAGCAUUUAAAUUGGAGACAUGGUGCAAAUGGUAAUUUCCGUUGUGAAAAGUGCAGGUUUUCUACAAAAGAUCAGGGCACGUUUAUGCAGCAUAUUCAUAGACAUGAUGUGAUUCAAUAUAAAUGUGGUAAAUGUGAGCAUGUAAGUUACACAAAAGGUGAGUUUCAAAGGCACCUUGUUGUACAUACAGGAUCUUUUCCUUUCUGUUGUCAAUAUUGUAACUAUGGGGCAACACGCAAGGACUAUAUUGUUAAGCACGUUAAUGCUGUCCACAAGGGCCUGGCUGAGGUGGGCAACUCCAAAUCACAGGUGGAUCUGGAUAAAAAAGGAAAAGUGACAAAUCCAUUGGGUCUGAAACUUGUUCUAAAAAGAUACAAAAAUGGGGUAACUCGGAAAGCGCAGUGGAGGAGAAAAAAGCAAAUCCAGCAUUUGGUAACUGCAAAGGAUAAUGCUAAGAAGUCUGAUGCCACAAAGAAGCGCAAUCAUCCAAUGCCACAAUCUGCUCCAUAUUUAGAUGCAUGUUUGGGUGAGGAAAUAAUUGGUCCAAAGAUAGAUGUGGUUAAGAAAAAUGAAAUUUGUGGACCAAAGCUAGUAACUCUAAAUAGGUCUCAACAAAAGAAAACACAAGCAAGUGGCCGUAAACAAAUAUCUGUAAAAAUAUUGCCACCUGAGCCUUCUGAAGUAACAUUAAAGAACAAUAAAUUAUCUGUGCCACAUAAUUAUAGUGCUCAAUUUAUGGAUUUCAAAGUAGUAAAUGGGAAACAGCAUUUAGUAAUUAAGCUCAUUCCUCCAAACAAACACAAGCUUAUCUCUCCAAAUUCUCAAACCCAAGGCAACAAUACCAACUUGCUACACAUGCCGCAGAAUGCACAAAACUCAAAUGAUGGCAUUUCGGCUACAAAUCCUUCGAGUACAGGUGCUCGCUUUGUUAGAUUAUCAAAUAUUUUUGCAGGUCAACCUUGCACUUUCUUGGUAAGAGACCAUUCUGUGGAAUCAAAAACACAGACAGUGCCUCAUGGAAUAUCUACUGUUACCAAUGUUAAAUUUACUCGGGUUAAGGCAAUAGAGCCAUUGAUUGCAGGCAUGGAUUCGGAACAAGCAGGCAAUCUGUUAUUGCCAACAUCUUCAGUGCGUGCAGUUGAGGCUGCAAUAAAUCAGGCCAUGUCAGGGAAUCAAAUUAUGCAAAAAAUUCCAACUUCAGAACAAUCUUCAGUUUCUAAUAAUUAUCCAUCUCAGAUUUUUGUAUCUUCAGCCAAUAGCCAGACUGAUUCAAAAUUAUUGCAGUGCCUAAAUAAUGAGCAGAUAUCCAAGGGAAAAGAGUCAGAUUGUGACCCCUUAUUACAAUUCAAAAGAGGUAUCCAUUUGCCUUUCAUUCACAAUUAUGCUUCGAAACAAUCAGGUGUUUCAAUUGUACAAGGAGAUGAUUCAAAAUCAGCAAUGAUUUUGCUGCCAUCAAAUGCUGUUCACGAUUCAAAGUCUGGGCAACCACACAAGAUAGUAACUAGAAUAAGUUCACAAACUGAUGUUUCAUCUUCUAGUGAGUUGUGUACAAGUGCACCUUCACAGUUGCAUGGAUUCCAAAAAUCAGAUAUUUGGGAUUUGAAUAAAUUGAAAUCACCUAUACUUCUCCAAAUGCUGAAACCUUCGGAAGUGAUUAAUGGAAAAUGUGAGAGCAGAUUUAUGACAUCAAAAGAUAUUCCCGUGGUGAUGUCAAAUAUAGAAGAUACAAGUUAUUCAAAUUCUAGGUUCCCUUUUACCUCGACUGAACUGAGACCUGAAACUCUGAGCUUAAGACGUGAAGCAGCAGCCUGUGAUAAUUGUGUAGAUGCAAACCCUGAUCCUGACAGUACAGCAUUAAAAGAUCAAAUUACAUUCACAGAACAGGAAAAGGUUUGUUCUGAGGCAGACAAAUUAAAUGGAGGUAAUUAUGAACCAUGUUUGGUUAAUUUGAAUACAAUCCCUGCUGCAGAAAUGAUAGGCAAAUGUCAGUCUGAAUUGGAACCUGAUACUUUAAAGAGGGAUGGGCAAAAAAAAUUUGGAAAUGAUUGUGAAGUGCAAAAUAUGAGAAGUUGUACAACAGUGCGGACAAAAUGUAAACGAGGAAAAAGUAACAAUAAUUGGUCCUCUUCAACAGAUUGGCCAACUUGCUCAGAUGGAAAUGGUAAAUUGGAAAAUACUGAAGACUCCCAAUCACGUUCUGUCAACAGUACAAGUUCACAAACUGUUUUGGAUUACAGUGGAUCAAACUCGGAAAAAUCAAAUACUGUGGACGUAGAGAUGAUGAACUUUCACACCAAAGAUAACAUGAAUUGUGGUUCUACAGAAGAGAUUUUGGAAGAACAAGCUAGUCAUUCUGAUGGCAGUAAAUCAGUGAUAAUGCCUCGAAUCACAUCUGUGUUCUCAUUACAGGCGGGGGAUGGAAUUAGUUGUUUGGCUCCUGAAGAAAAUCAAGUGCUACUUGAUGCAUUGAAGGCCACUUCCACUUCCAUCUUUAGUGAUGAAACUCCUCGCAGUGAAUCCGAGUAUUUAAAUAGUAGUUGUCGAGAGGAACAGAACUGUACACAUACUGUGAAAAACAAACUUGAUUUGCAUAAUUAUUCCCUUAAAAACAAUGCUUUGCAGUUGGACUCUGUGAAUGAUGAAAAUAAUAGCACUGUUGUAAACAAUAUACAUAAUGAUGGGGGAGAUACGCAGUUGCCUGCACCUCCGCAUGUAUCCACCAGUUGCAAACCACCAAAUGCUGAAAAGCUGAACAUACUGCUAAAGACUCAUUCUGAUGAAAUUAUUCACCAGCAGUUAAUAAAGGAUGCAAUUCGCACUUCUGCAAAUGGCAAUAGUAACUCUGCUCUGCCACCUGUAACUCUUCUGGGCCCAUUUCGCUUGGCUGGAAUCAGUAAGCCUGUUCUAGUCCAACCAUCACAGAAAGGUUCUUCAGUUCCCCUACACCUGGCAAAACAGUCCAGACUACAAAUGGUUUCUCGUGGUGCAGUUGCACAAACAAAAGUCCUUACUAGAAAUUCUGCCUGCCUGACAGAUAAGGGGCCUGGUUUGAUACUUACUUUCAGUAAUGGAACAAUUGGUGCAGUUUCUAACGUCGUUUGUGGGGGCAAUCCUCCAAAAAUGCAUAGUGCAAAUACAAAUGCACAAGGACAAACCUCUGACAAAGUCCAACAGAAUACGUGUUUAUUAAUUAGUGGUUCCAGAGUAGCAGGCAUGGAGACUGCACCAAUAAAGGUUUUGUCUCCCAAAGACCCUCUGUGUAAUAGUCCUGUUUCUGCUGUGUUUGAUCAUCAUUCUUAUGCAAAACUUGCAGCUGAUCUAAAUGAUCAACAUAGAACAGAAAAUGGCUCAUUAAAUGAAAAAUGUCAAGGUGAAAAAUUGAUCCGUGAACCCUGUGAAAACAACAGAUCAUCUGUAUCAAAUAAUUUGGUGUCAAUUCGAUUGGGACAAGACACUGCAUUGGAAGGUGUACGAGAUAAAAAUACAGAAAACAUACCAAGCCAACAAACUGUUUUGCUUCAAUGUAUUAUGCAGAAAAAAACUGUUGCAGCCACCAGUGAAGAUAAUGUGGCAAAUGCUGAUUCAAAGUCUGAAGAAAGUAGGCCUAAUCAGAGGAAGAUUUUGUUGCGAUUUAUUAAAAGUUCCAGUGGGGCGUUGGGCAUGAAGAAUAACCAGUACCUGAAAACUUCAGUAUCACUUCAUAAUAAUGCUGCAGGUAAUGCAGUUAAGCCUUUGCCACAAUCCAGCCAGGCUGUAAUGUUGACAAGAGGGUCUCAAUGUAUCCUACUACCAGUGAAUAAUCCUGUACCCACCCAAACCGCAACGGUCAACAUCCCUCUCCAAGUCUGUAGUACGGCUUCUCUUAAAGUUCCUAUUCCUCCAGUUGUCAGGGGUUCGCCCAUUCGCUCGACUGAGAAAAGAAAUACAAAUAAAACCACUUCACUCAUUCCACAGAGACCUGCAGUCCGAUCAAGCUGCAUCUGGGUUAAUGAGAAAUCUGAUGAACUGUGGGAACCACGGAGGUCAUGUAAGGAGAAGCUUGUAUAUCGAUACAGUAAACGACUAAAGAGAAAAUGGGAAAGUUCGGAAAAAUCAUCCAAAAUAAUAACUAAUAGCUUAAGUGAAUUUGAAGAAGCUGAAGAAGUAUUAAAAAAGUCUCUUGUAGUUAGCAAUGCAACAGCUUCUCGUGGAACUGUACAAACUCAGAGGCUCGUACCUUUUGAUAAUGGUCAGCUUGUUAAAUGUCCUAGGAGAAACCAACCUGUGAUUGUGCUUGAUCAUCCAGAUGCAGAUGUUCCUGAAGUAAUUAAUGUCAUGAAAACAAUUAAGAAGUGUAAAGGGAAUGUUCUCAAGGUAGUUUUAUCAAAAAGAACAAUCAGUGCACUGUUGCAUCCUCGCAGCAGUAAUAAAGCCAUUGCAAAAUGCUUCCUUAUCAACCAAUGCAAAAGGGUAAAACCAGUGAGCCCUGUGAAAGAAAGAUAUGUACUGAAGUUAAAGCUAAAAAAGACCAGCAAGAACAAUUAUCAGAUUGUGAAGACAGUUUCAAAUAAAGCAAUUGAGGCUAGAUUCAGUUGCUGGUUUUGUGGUAGGAUAUUUGAUAACCAGGAUGAAUGGGUGGGUCAUGGUCAACGACAUUUAAUGGAGGCAACAAGAGACUGGAAUACCUUCCUUUGAUAGUAGAUUAAAUGUUAGAAAAGGGCCCAAGGUUGAACAUUUCUUCAAGACUGCAUAAUUUUUUACGUGUUCCUUUCAUAUACUGAUUCACUGUUUAACACAAAUGUUCUUUGAAGGAGCUGUUAAAGUUCUUCUGGAACCUUUUUCAGAGAUGAAUAUUCAAACUAGAAUGUGUUAAAUGCUAUUAUAAAAUAAAUUCACGUUUCAGGCUGCUUAUAUUUGCAGUUUGGAUUUGGAUUUGGAAUUUGGAUUUACAGUUCCCUUUAUAAUGUUUGGGACAAAGACCCAUCAUUUAUUUGCCUCAACCGUACAAUUUGUGAUUAGUAAUAAAAAAAAUCACAUAUUAAAAUCUGCACAUUG
Molecule: messenger RNA, 6184 nt
Organism: Amblyraja radiata (thorny skate)
Lineage: Eukaryota; Metazoa; Chordata; Chondrichthyes; Rajiformes; Rajidae
Product: zinc finger protein 518A-like
Exons: 4
Coding region: 560-5824 (1754 amino acids)
Biological process (GO): regulation of transcription by RNA polymerase II
Cellular component (GO): nucleus
Molecular function (GO): sequence-specific DNA binding; DNA-binding transcription factor activity, RNA polymerase II-specific
Source: RefSeq, a predicted model, not a curated record